Molecule: messenger RNA, 1700 nt
Organism: Aspergillus sclerotioniger CBS 115572
Lineage: Eukaryota; Fungi; Ascomycota; Eurotiomycetes; Eurotiales; Aspergillaceae
Product: cytochrome P450
Exons: 3
Coding region: 24-1700 (558 amino acids)
Molecular function (GO): oxidoreductase activity, acting on paired donors, with incorporation or reduction of molecular oxygen; monooxygenase activity; heme binding
Source: RefSeq, a predicted model, not a curated record
GCGAGGGACACCAGCACAGCGCAAUGGCAUUUACCAAUCUUCUCCUAACCCUCUGCUUGCCUUUUGUAAGCGCCGUCGCGUACGGUCUCUAUGCGCUCUACCAACACCGGUCCAGAAUCAACCGGCUCCGCAAACAAGGCAUUCCCAUGCCAAAAGGAUGGAACUGGCUAACAGGUCACAUCUUCGUGCUUUCUGACUAUGUCAAUCGUCUGCCCGCCGAUGCUAACGUGGCGCUUGCUACGCAAGAGUUGGCAUCGGAAUUUACCGACACGGAGAUCUUUUUUCUGGACGUAUGGCCGGUGUCCCCUGCGCAGUACUUGGUAUUCAAUCCAGAAGCAGCGUCCCAGGCGACAACUAAAUUGAAUCUUCCCAAGACUGUCAUCCAGCCUCGGUUCAUGGGACCGAUCACAGGUGGGCCUAGUAUGAUUUCCAUGGGAAACACUGAAUGGAAGGCGUGGAGAUCCGUCUUCAAUCCAGGUUUUAGCGCAGGUAGCAUGCAAGACCUACUACCCGAAGUUAUCAAGUCAGUCGGGGUUUUCUGUGACAAGCUGCACGAGAAAGCGAAUUCUGGAGAAUUGUUCGCCCUGGAUGACCUCACUACGCGAUUGACCAUGGACGUCAUUCUCAAAGUAACCUUGGAUGCGGACUUGGACCAUCAGAAUUCUGAUAAUAUCAUUGCAACCGCCCUUGGGCAUAUCACUAGAUGGCACUCGUUUUGGGAUCCCCGUGUACUGGCACAUCCACUGCGGCCUCUCAUUCAACGAUACUAUGGCCGUGUCAUGAACAAGUGGAUUCGCAAAGCACUGAAUCAACGCUUCUCCGAGAUAAAGCAAGCUGAUAUUUCUUCUGGCUCUAAGCGAGCAAAAUCCAUCAUCACACUAGCCUUAGAGGCGUACCUAGAUAAUAAAAACAAACACAUCUCACAAGCCACCAAACUGGACGACCACUUUGCAGAAUAUGUGACGUACCAGAUUCGGCUGUUUCUCUUCGCUGGAACAGAUACCACUGCCAGCAGCAUUGCCUAUGUGUAUCAUCUACUGGCACAAGACCCUGAAGCGUUGGCCCGUGUCCGGCAGGAACAUGAUCAAGUCUUUGGGCAGGAUCCCGCUACUGCAGCACAGCUACUCCUUGAACAGCCUGCACUGCUCAACCAAUGCUCAUAUACAAUGGCAGUGAUCAAGGAAACCCUCCGACUCUAUCCUCCCGCGGGUACCAUGCGCCAAGGCAGCGAUGGCCUGUCUCUGACCGAUCGGCAUGGCAACACGUAUCCUUUGAUGGAUGAUAUCAGCAUCGUCGUUCUACACCAGCCCAUCCAUCACAACCCCAGGGUAUGGCCACGCGCGGCAGAAUUUCUGCCUGAGCGGUGGCUUGUUGAUGCAGGCCACGAGCUUUAUCCCGAUCCGGGCUCAUAUCGCCCGUUUGAGCAAGGUCCGCGGAAUUGCAUCGGUCAAACCCUCGUUAACAAUGAAAUGCGAGUAGUUCUCGUUAUGACAGCCCGUAAAUUUGAUAUCAGACCAGCUUACGAUGAGUGGGAUGCAAUGAAUUCAAAGCAAGAAGGAUUCAUGGGUAGAUGCGCUCGAUCUAUGGGCUUGCAGGACAGGAGACCUAAGCUGGUAAAUGGGGAGAGAGCGUAUCAAACCGAGAAAGCCGGAACUCAUCCAGCAAACGGAUACCCAUGCCGUGUUACUCUCGUCGGAUAG